GCGGUCGAGCGCACGUCACAUCUGAGACUCAAACUUGCGUUGAUGAGUUUGCAUGAACGCUGUUCUGUCCUUAGCAACAACACACAUUCACAUUUGACUUUAAACUACUGUGUGUAUAGUGGUGAUGCUACUCUGUUGUUUAGUGUUCUCUGUUCAGCAAGCGAGAUCAUGUGUUGAUGAUAUGGAUCAAUAUUCAUUGGUGAAAGUCAUCGGUGAAGGAUCUUUUGGUCGAGCUCUAUUGGUUCGACCUGAAAACGAAGAUGAAACGUUUGUAAUUAAGGAAAUACGAUUGCCAAAGGCUACAUCUGAUAUGAGGAGCAGCAGAAUAGAGGCUGUGCUUCUGUCCAGAAUGAAGCAUCCAAACAUUGUGGCAUUCAGAGAGUCGUUUGAAGCUGAUGGUCAUUUAUAUAUCGUGAUGGAGUUCUGCAGUGGUGGAGAUCUGCUUCAGAGAAUACAACAGCAAAAAAAUGUGCCGUUCUCUGAGGACAUGAUUCUGAAGUGGUUUGUACAGAUGUGUCUAGCUACCAAGUACAUUCAUGACCAGAGAGUCCUGCACAGAGAUUUAAAAUCAAAGAACAUUUUCCUGACAGGUGAUGGACUUGUGAGGGUUGGAGAUUUUGGUUCAGCAUGUACUCUUAACAGUGCAAAAGCAUUUGCGCAGACAUACGUUGGUACCCCAUACUAUGUGUCGCCGGAGAUAUGGGACAGCAAACCUUACAAUAAUAAAAGUGACGUCUGGUCCCUUGGCUGUGUCUUGUAUGAACUGUGCUCUCUCCAGCACCCGUUUCAGGCACGCAGCUGGAAGAGUCUGAUCCUGAAGGUGUGCCGGGGAGCGUAUGCACCUUUACCCAGUCACUUCCCUUAUGAACUACACUACCUCAUCAAACACAUGUUCAAGACAAACCCCAGAGACAGACCGUCUGUACACACCAUCUUAAACUCCCACCGGGUGUCCCGACUGCUGCAUAAACACCUGACACCAGAGAGUAAAGAGCUGGUGAAAAAACAAGAGUGCCGUUGGAGGAAAGAGGAGGGAGAGAAAGUGGCUGUGCUGUUGGGACAGAAGACUUUAAUGACAUCAUCUACCACUGAAGGACAGCCCUUCACAGAGAAUAACAGCAUGGACCCGGCUUCUCGUAAGAAGUGGGCAGUCGGAUCUUGUAACACAGUGCUUGGGGUCCUAGGAAACGCCAACAUCAUUUCCUCUGACAGCAUGACGGAUACAGAAGGGUCGCAUCUUAUCUCAGAGUCAGUGUGUGAGAAUCAGGAGAGAAGAACGAGGAAACAAUGGGAUAAACAUCCACCAGAGAGACUUCUGAGUGUGCUAGAGAAAGCUCAGCUCUGCUCCGCCUUUGAGACCUACACCAUACACAGACACGGUUGUGAAAGCCUGGGAGGUCCUUUAGGCUCAGAGCAGGGAGACAGUGUUGAUGGUCCUGAGGAGAUCAUCACAGACGACAGCAGACUGGAGCCACGCUCGGAUGAUGACGACACGGAUUUUGAAGAAGACUCUCCGUAUGACUGGAUACGUGAACUUGAGAAAAAAGUUGAUUAUGAAACAACAGCUGUAGAAACACAUGGGAAAACACUCACGAGUCACACAUGCUGAGCUUUGCUUUGGACUUGACCUGAACACUGGAGAGACAUCGGGUUUCUGUUUAUAACCACUAGGUGGACUCAAGAAUCUGCAGAUGAAAUGCUUGCAAAGAGAUUGAGGGGCAUGUCAGGAUCUCUAACAGAAAGAUAAAAUGUUGAAGUAAACUUGGUCCCUCUCAAGCCAUUUCUUUCAAAGCACCAUAACAUUUUAUUUACAGUGUCUUUGUUAUACAUUAUACAUCCUUUUACUACAAUAAUGAUAAUAGUACAUUUUCAUUACAAUAAUUAAUUUGGGAGACUCUUUUAUCCAAAGCGACUUACAAGUUUUCACAUACGUUUUUGUUGGAUAAUAGAUGUGACCUACUAUGUUGCGUUAUAACACAGUUUAGACUGUUAUGAGGACAAAGUGUCUGAAUCUAUAUUAUGAUGGUCAAAGAUAUAUUCAGCACAUUUUUCUCACAUUGUAUAUAAGUGAUGUUUGAAUGCUUAUGUUAGGGUGGAGACAUCACACUUCUUACAUUGUUCAGUUGGGUAAACCAACUAAGCAAGCUGAUAUUAGAUGAAAUGCUCAAAUUCCUUCUGCUGAAAUCAAAUACCUGUUUCAACUUGUACAUGAAUCCCAACAAAAAUAUCCAAACUACUGCCUCUUACAAACGGAGUGCUGCUACACUUCUACCAAGAGUGCUUAAAGUCGGUCUGCAGUAUUGCCAGAUCUAUUUCAUUUACGACUGUUGGGGUGCUUGGUCUACAGAUAAAUGCCCCCAGUUAAGUUAUAAAGGAAAUGCUGGGUCAGCAUUAAGGCCUUAUCUGAAAGCCACAUGGAGUGCCUCAGGGUCCCAGUUUAGGCCCUUUAGAACAUUUUAAUAUUUCUCCUUUACCUCAGUUGAGCCUCAAUGACUUAUGAAAGACAAUGAUAAACAAAUGAGGAUGUGCAGAGCAAGAACACUUCACAUGAUAGCAACCCAUUCACUUGCUCUGAAAGACCCCUGUUCCUGUUGAUGACAUUUUGUUGUUUUCUUGACAUUCAAUAAAAAGAGAGAGGAAUUGAAAGUCCCUAAUGCAUGAUCAUACGAUGACCUUGACCAUCUGUGAAAGAAAUAAACUAUAUUUUUAAUUAAAAGUCUGAAUGUAUAUAUAGACUUCAUUUUAAUUAAGAGUCAU
Molecule: messenger RNA, 2757 nt
Organism: Triplophysa dalaica
Lineage: Eukaryota; Metazoa; Chordata; Actinopteri; Cypriniformes; Nemacheilidae
Gene: nek3
Product: NIMA related kinase 3
Exons: 15
Coding region: 125-1609 (494 amino acids)
Biological process (GO): protein phosphorylation
Molecular function (GO): protein kinase activity; ATP binding
Source: RefSeq, a predicted model, not a curated record